GCAGUGGUGAAAUGAAGAGGGCUUGCCUGCGCGAGUAGCGACUGUUGGGACUGGCCUGUCUCCUCAUCCUGGCUGUGGUCUGUGGGGCUAUUCUCCUACCAGAGGGGUACAUGAUGCUGUUGGUACAAGUGGUUCUACUGCUAUUGGCUCUGCCUAGUCAUGGGCAGGUUGUUACCACCGAAAAGCCAGAAUUCAUGAUUCCUGUUCCCAAAGGAGCCUGUGCAGGCUGGAUGGCAGGUGUCCCAGGGCAUCCUGGCCACAAUGGGACGCCAGGCCGUGAUGGCAGAGAUGGAAUUCCCGGUGAGAAGGGUGAAAAAGGAGAUGCAGGUCUCGUUGGUCCGAAGGGUGACACUGGUGACUCUGGUGUGACAGGAGCUGAGGGUCCACGUGGCUUUCCAGGAAGCCCAGGCAGGAAAGGAGAACCUGGAGAAGGUGCCUACCUCUACCGCUCAGCAUUCAGUGUGGGACUGGAGGGCCGGGUCACCAUCCCCAAUGUUCCCAUUCGCUUCACUAAAAUCUUCUACAAUCAGCAAAACCACUAUGACAGCACCACAGGCAAAUUCCGCUGCAACAUUCCUGGGAUGUACUACUUCUCCUACCACAUCACUGUCUACUUGAAGGAUGUAAAGGUUAGCCUCUUCAAGAAGGACAAGGCGAUGCUCUUCACCUACGACCAGUACCAGGACAAGAACGUGGACCAGGCCUCUGGCUCUGUCCUCCUCCAUUUGGAGGUGGAUGACCAGGUCUGGCUCCAGGUCUACGGGGAUGGAGACCAUAACGGGCUCUAUGCAGACAAUGUCAAUGAUUCCACCUUCACUGGCUUCCUGCUCUAUCAUGAUAUCGAAUGAUCACCACUACCCCAGAGUCUCCACUGGGCUAACUAGCCCAAAGUCAAUCAAGGGGCAGCCAGCAUGCUUUUGGCCUAAUUAGGAGAUUGAUUUUAUUAUCUGGUUGGAGGACUCUGAAUACUAUUCAUCGCUUGCUCAUUCGUGUAUUCACACAUUCAUCCAGCAUCUGUUGAACACAAUGAUAUAUAGAUAUAUAUUAUGCCCCCGGUUCUGAAGUAGACAUGCUCUGUAGUUUCAAGGAUCUCUUCUGUAGCAGCAAUAAAAGAAU
Molecule: messenger RNA, 1116 nt
Organism: Ochotona curzoniae (black-lipped pika)
Lineage: Eukaryota; Metazoa; Chordata; Mammalia; Lagomorpha; Ochotonidae
Gene: ADIPOQ
Product: adiponectin, C1Q and collagen domain containing
Exons: 3
Coding region: 111-848 (245 amino acids)
Molecular function (GO): protein binding
Source: RefSeq, a predicted model, not a curated record